This is a messenger RNA of Melitaea cinxia (Glanville fritillary), 1075 nucleotides long. RefSeq lists its product as uncharacterized. Bases 106 to 975 code for a protein of 289 amino acids. Gene Ontology annotation, molecular function: structural constituent of chitin-based larval cuticle. NCBI's taxonomy places the organism in Eukaryota, Metazoa, Arthropoda, Insecta, Lepidoptera, Nymphalidae. The record is from RefSeq and is a predicted model, not a curated record. The transcript has 3 exons. Gene Ontology annotation, cellular component: chitin-based extracellular matrix.
AAUAGAGCAGAAUUAUUUUUGUUAGAGACUGACUCACCAUCAUUGCGUUUUCAAACGUGUUACUGAUAUGUUGUAGCGUAACAAAUAGAUAACUAAAUAUUCAAAAUGGUAAAUAAAAGUACCUUUCUCAUUUUAACAAUUGUAUCAUAUGUGGCUAGUAGUGCACUGAAAGAUAGCGUAGGUCAACAACUAUUCUUGGCAAAAAGUUAUAACUACAAUCAUCCACCCUUGUUUGAAGCAAAUAAAGAUCUGGAAGAUAAAGAUGCCUUUGAAGUGAGGAAAAUACGUCAAGCAAAAUCAAUGGAUCAAGCGGAUAAACAUUAUCCAAUAUCAUCAAAUUUAGAGUCAGAGAUACCAGUAACAGUGGUUUAUGAUUCAGGCCUUGAAACUUCAAAUUUAAACAGAAUUAAGAAACGUAAGCUAAGAAGGCGGCUAAAUUCCUCACAAGAAAAAAUAAAUGCGACAAAAAUAGAAGAAAAUAAAGUUUUGAACUAUGAAAAAGAAAGUUCAACGGAAAACCCUAUUAUUACAACACCAAGUCCUAAAACAGUUGUUCCAAAAGUUUUUACUAAGAGACCACAGCAGUAUAACCCAGUCGUAAAGACGGUUAGACAGCGGCAGCGUGAAGAACCUGAAGUAAAAAUUGUGAACUCAUCUAAUUAUGUAUAUUCUCAUAAUGGCAACUACCAUUAUAGUUACGAAGGCACUGAUGGAACAGUAAUUUCCAGUGAAGGCGGCUUGAAGUCUUUCGAUAACGAUAAAACUGGCGAAUCCGUUGUUGGCAGCGUUCAUUACAAAGACAGAGAUGGGAAUGACGUUAAUUUGACGUAUACGGCGGAUGAGAAUGGGUAUCGACCCCACGGUGAUCAUUUACCAACGCCACCGCCAAUCCCCCCAGCUAUCGCCCGCGCUCUCAAGUAUCUUGCUACGAAGACAACGCCCGAGCCAGUUACUGAACCGACGAAGAUAGAUUAACUUUUUGUGAAACUUGCUAAAUCGAAACAAUUUGUAUGUGUUAAUAAGGUCCGAUUUUGUAUGCUUAUAUUUUCAGAAUAAAAAUAGGCUUAUUUUAUUA